AUGGCAGUACGGCUCACCACACAGCACUUCUCCAGGGGGCUGUCACGGAGCGCAGCGUCUCCUCUCGCGCUGUCGCAGCUUGCCAGCCAUGCCAGACACCUGGCGACGCCCGUCCAUCCUGUGACGCAAGAUGCGACGGGAUCCAAGGGUCCAACCGCCAUGGUCUUUCUCAACAUGGGCGGACCGUCAACCCUCAACGAGGUCGGAGACUUUUUAAGUCGACUCUUUGCCGACGGUGACCUGAUUCCCUUGGGCAGACUGCAGUCCUACAUUGGGCCAUUGAUCUCCGCGCGACGAACACCAAAGAUCCAGAAGCAGUACGACGCCAUUGGAGGCGGCUCCCCGAUUCGAAAAUGGUCCGAAUACCAGAGCCAAGAGAUGUGCAAGAUCCUCGACAAGAUCAGCCCCGAGACGGCGCCGCACAAGCCCUACGUCGCCUUUCGCUACGCCAACCCAUUGACCGAGGAGAUGUAUCACAAGCUGCUGGCAGAUGGCUUCGGGAACGGAAAGGGAGGCAGAGCGGUCGCCUUCACCCAGUACCCGCAGUACUCCUGUUCCACAACCGGCAGCAGUCUAAACGAGCUGUGGAAAUGGCGGCAGCGACUGGAGGGCAAGACGGCGUCGGAAACCGGCAACGGCACCAUUACGUGGAGUGUCAUUGACCGAUGGCCCACGCAUCCCGGCCUCGUGGAGGCAUUUGCGCAGAACAUUGAGGCAAAGCUGGCCGAGUAUCCGGAGGAGCGGAGGCGCAAUGCCAUUCUGCUCUUCUCAGCGCACAGCUUGCCCAUGGACGUGGUCAACAGAGGCGACCCGUAUCCCGGCGAAGUUGCUGCAACCGUUCAAGCCGUCAUGGAGCGACUCAAGUUCUCCAACCCUUACAGAUUAUGCUGGCAGUCGCAGGUCGGGCCCAAGGCUUGGCUGGGUCCUCAGACGUCCGACACGGUGGAGAACUACAUUGCAAAGGGCCAGAAGGACCUCGUCCUUAUUCCCAUUGCCUUUACAUCAGAUCACAUCGAAACACUAUACGAACUCGACAUUGAGGUCAUUGGCGAGAGCGGCCACGCAGAUACCGUCAAGCGGGUGGACAGCUUGAACGGCAGCCCAGUCUUCAUCAAGGCGCUCGCUGACCUUGCAAAGUCACAUCUCGGCUCCGGCCAGGCGUGCUCGCUUCAGAUGGGUCUCCGGUGUCCCGCCUGUAAGAGCGAACGGUGUGCUGAGUCGAAGAAAUUCUUUGCCAGCCAACAAGCUGCGCUAUCAUCGGCUUAG
Trichoderma reesei QM6a is the source of this 1266-nucleotide messenger RNA. RefSeq lists its product as uncharacterized. The record is from RefSeq and is a predicted model, not a curated record. The transcript is spliced from 3 exons. The coding region runs from base 1 to 1266 and encodes 421 amino acids. Gene Ontology annotation, molecular function: protoporphyrin ferrochelatase activity. Lineage: Eukaryota; Fungi; Ascomycota; Sordariomycetes; Hypocreales; Hypocreaceae. Gene Ontology annotation, biological process: heme biosynthetic process.